UCUCUCUCUCUCUCUCUUCGAUAUCUUGUGGGGGGACGGGAAGGGAGGCUUAACCUAUAGAUCUCAGAGGCCAGAGGGGCGAGAGAAUGGCAGCUGCGCCAGCAAGAGCUCGAGCCGAUUACGAUCAACUCGUCAAGCUUCUCCUCAUCGGCGACAGCGGGGUUGGAAAGAGUUGCCUGCUGUUGCGCUUUUCAGAUGAUUCAUUUACAACAAGUUUUAUUACCACAAUCGGAAUUGAUUUCAAGAUUAGAACCAUUGAGCUUGAUGGGAAGCGCAUCAAGCUGCAAAUAUGGGAUACCGCUGGGCAAGAGCGUUUCCGAACAAUCACAACAGCUUAUUACAGGGGAGCCAUGGGUAUAUUGCUGGUGUAUGACGUAACCGAUGAGUCAUCUUUCAACAACAUCAGAAACUGGAUCAGGAACAUAGAGCAACAUGCUUCUGACAAUGUUAACAAGAUACUAGUGGGUAACAAAGCAGACAUGGAUGAGAGCAAAAGGGCUGUUCCAACAUCACGGGGUCAGGCACUAGCCGAUGAAUAUGGCAUCAAGUUUUUUGAGACUAGUGCAAAAACAAAUCUCAACGUGGAGCAGGUCUUCUUUUCUAUUGCUCGAGAUAUAAGACAAAGACUUGCCGAGAGUGACACCAAAGCAGAGGCCCCAACCAUCAAAAUCAGUAAACCUGAGCCGGGUAAGGCAUCGACUACUUUAGAGAAAUCCGCGUGCUGCGGCACCUGAGCUUUUAGCAGAUCUUGAAAGCAUUGCCACAAUUUUCUUGUCCUGAAAAUUGUAUCCGGUUAGCCGUGUCGAAGUGAAAGCCCCAUCCUACAUUUAAGGUUUCUGGUGUUGUACUUCUUCCUCAACCGCUAUGGAAAACUCAUAUUUGAGUGCCUUAUUAUACAGGGGGCUGCUGCCUCGUGGCCUGUGUAAGUAGCAACUUAAAUGCCGGUGUUUGUAUUUUAGAGUUACCUUCCGAAAUAUUCAUCCUUGAGAUCAAUGCAAUCUCAUAUACCAUGAUGUUCUGUUA
Molecule: messenger RNA, 1023 nt
Organism: Rhododendron vialii
Lineage: Eukaryota; Viridiplantae; Streptophyta; Magnoliopsida; Ericales; Ericaceae
Product: ras-related protein RABE1d
Exons: 8
Coding region: 87-734 (215 amino acids)
Biological process (GO): regulation of exocytosis; protein secretion
Molecular function (GO): GTP binding; GTPase activity
Source: RefSeq, a predicted model, not a curated record